Molecule: messenger RNA, 214 nt
Organism: Perkinsus marinus ATCC 50983
Lineage: Eukaryota; Perkinsozoa; Perkinsida; Perkinsidae
Exons: 1
Source: RefSeq, a predicted model, not a curated record
GUUGCAUGCCCAGCGCUAGCCCUGGAUCGGCCCAACGCUACGGGUACCUUCGACGGUGUUCUCGGACAACUGUGCGGACCUCGAAGUAUCUUUGCUGCUAACGACGGGCUCCUCCCUGAGCCUUCAACCCAUUGCGUCCAGUGCGAUGCUGUUGCCGCUCAGCUCGGUAUAUUCGAUGCGGAUAUCGUGGCUGCUGCCUGUGGCUGUUUGGCGA